AUGCCAGCCCAAUUUAUUCCUCGCAAAUCAGGUCGUCACCGUAUAGCCUGUAUUGCGCUAUACAGGACCUUGCUCAAACAAUGUCUUCGGGUUCCUAUACCGACUGAGCUCCAACCUAAAGGAUUUAUUCAUCCGCUAAAGCAUCUUGUACGCAAACAAUUCCGGCGAAAUGUACGAGAACACAGCCCAAAAAUUGUUGUAGCUGCACUAAAAACGGGCUAUGAGGCAGAGGAACUUAUUCGUGCCGCUGGCGAUGGCGACGCAGAUUCAAGACAUAAGAUAUACGACCUGCUACACUACCGGAAAUCUGUAGCCACCAGAUCCGCGCUCGUUCCUCAACCUGCUAAACUUAAGAUUCGUUAUCCAGAAGCCAUUCCAGGUGUCCCUAAGCUUCUCGAAACCCGUCCUUUACCAUUUGAAAAACUCUCUGGGCCUCGUCACGUACCUAAGUUUGCGAAAGCAAUGGUAUCAAACUUUCUUCGAAUACAGAAACCGCAAAGUCCCUAUCUAAGCCGGGUUUUGAGGGACAAGAUAGAUACUAGACAGAAGCGCGUAAAUUCUCGUGAAAGAAUAGAGUAUCUGGAGGAGUUAGCUUUCGCAGAGAAUACUUGGGAAGACCUGAUUGAGGAUCAGUUGGAGAAUGAGGGCUUAAGUGUAGACAAGUGGAACAAGAAACAGCCUGGAUUGGGCUGGGGAGUUGGAUUCUGGGAGAAAGACCUGCAAUUGGCCGACGCUUAUGUGAAACAUCUGAUGGUGAACGAGGCACUCAAGGUGGUCGAACUGUCUAAGAAACAACUGGAAAUAGUGGAUAAGGAGAAAGAACUAUGGAAACGAGAGAGGGGCCAAAGGAGACAUGACAAGAAAUUGGCUAAAUUAGAGAAGAAGUUUCAGGUCCAGCAUGAGCCAGCUCCGAUUUAG
Botrytis deweyae is the source of this 918-nucleotide messenger RNA. RefSeq lists its product as uncharacterized. Bases 1 to 918 code for a protein of 305 amino acids. NCBI's taxonomy places the organism in Eukaryota, Fungi, Ascomycota, Leotiomycetes, Helotiales, Sclerotiniaceae. The record is from RefSeq and is a predicted model, not a curated record. The transcript is spliced from 3 exons.